CACAGGCAUAUGCUAGACAACAAAACAUCAACCUUAAUAUUUGCCAGAUUCCUAACCGCACACCCAAAUUCAAUAAUAUAUUCACAUACACAUAUGUGCACCAUAAACGUACAUAUCCACCACAUCUGUAAAGAAAGCUGUAAAGAAAGCGCACCCACUAUCAAAACAUAGAUAUGGCAGAGGUGGUGGUGAGAAAUAAGCAGGUGAUACUUAAAGACUACAUCAAUGGGUACCCAAAAGAAUCGGACAUGGUGGUAACUUCUGAUGCCACCAUCCGUUUAGAGUUGCCGGAGAAUGAUGGCGGUCUAGUUUUAACCAAAAAUCUCUAUUUGUCAUGUGACCCCUACAUGAGAAGUCGCAUGAGUAGAGCCACAGAAGCAAGUUAUGUCGAUUCUUUCACUCCUGGUUCGCCUAUACUCGGCUAUGGUGUGUCGAGAGUUUUAGAAUCGAGUCACCCUAACUUCAAGAAAGGAGACUUGAUAUGGGGUCUCAUUAAUUGGGAAGAAUAUAGCUUAAUCAAAGAUACCAGUUCCCUGAUAAAGAUUCAACAUACUGAUGUUCCUCUUUCUUACUAUACAGGAAUCCUAGGUAUGCCUGGAAUGACUGCUUAUGUUGGUUUCUAUGAGAUUUGUUCUCCAAAGAAAGGAGACACUGUGUUUGUGUCCGCAGCAUCCGGAGCUGUUGGUCAACUUGUUGGACAAUUUGCAAAACUCUUUGGUUGUUAUGUUGUUGGAAGUGCUGGAUCCCAAGAAAAGGUUGAUCUACUCAAGAACAAGUUUGGGUUCGAUGAGGCAUUUAACUACAAAGAAGAGCAAGAUCUUAAUGCCGCUUUAAAAAGGUAUUUUCCAAAUGGCAUUGAUAUUUACUUUGAGAACGUUGGGGGAAAGAUGCUCGAUGAAGUACUACGCAACAUGCGACUUAAUGGUCGCAUUGCGGUUUGUGGAAUGAUCUCACAGUACAAUCUUGAUCAAUCUGAAGGCACUCGCAAUCUCUUUUUGCUGGUGGCGAGAAGUAUAAGAAUGGAAGGGUUCCUGGUUUUUUAUCACUAUCACAAAUAUCCGAAGUUCUUAGAAAUGAUUAUGCCUCUAAUUCAUGAAGGAAAAAUCACCUACAUUGAGGAUACCCUUGAAGGUCUCGAAAAUGCUCCGGCUGCCCUUAUCGGAUUGUUUACAGGCACAAAUGUCGGAAAACAAGUUGUGGCCAUAACUCAUGAGUAAGGAAUGGUAAUGUUAAGAGACAAAUGUGUUUUUGUUUUGUCAAUAUUCAAUUUUAUGUUUUACAACUUGCUGAGUGCGUAUUCUAUGGUCACUAUCAUGGCAAAUAGUGGUAGUAUUUUAUGCUAUAAUAAGGAAAUCAAAUAAAAGCUUGGUUUGAUUCUAUUACUA
Helianthus annuus (common sunflower) is the source of this 1385-nucleotide messenger RNA. Its product is annotated as 2-alkenal reductase (NADP(+)-dependent). NCBI's taxonomy places the organism in Eukaryota, Viridiplantae, Streptophyta, Magnoliopsida, Asterales, Asteraceae. The record is from RefSeq and is a predicted model, not a curated record. Gene Ontology annotation, molecular function: 2-alkenal reductase [NAD(P)H] activity. The transcript is spliced from 5 exons. Bases 174 to 1217 code for a protein of 347 amino acids.